Molecule: messenger RNA, 912 nt
Organism: Triticum turgidum subsp. durum (durum wheat)
Lineage: Eukaryota; Viridiplantae; Streptophyta; Magnoliopsida; Poales; Poaceae
Source: the annotation of a GenBank genome assembly
AUGCUAGCAAUGGAGCAUCAGCAGGAGGAGUCGUGUGUUCCCCCGGGGUUCAGGUUCCACCCCACAGAGGAGGAGCUGGUGGGGUACUACCUGGCCAGGAAGGUGGCCGCCCAAACGAUUGACCUCGACAUCAUCCAGGAGGUCGAUCUCUACCGGAUCGAGCCAUGGGACCUCCAAGACAGGUGCGUCGGCGGCAAGGGAGGACGGGGAGCGCGUCAGGUAGCGGAGGACGAGCAGUCAUCGUCGGAGUUGUACUUCUUCAGCUUCAAGGACCGCAAGUAUCCGAGCGGCACGCGCACCAACCGCGCCACGGCGGCCGGGUUCUGGAAAGCCACCGGCAGGGACAAGCCGGUGACGUCGUCCAGGAGCCGGGGCGUCAUCGGCAUGAGGAAGACGCUCGUCUUCUACCGGGGCCGCGCCCCCAAUGGUAGGAAGACCGAUUGGAUCAUCCACGAGUAUCGCCUCCAGACAAGCGAGCACGCACCCACACAGGAGGAAGGUUGGGUGGUGUGCCGGGCGUUCCAGAAGCCCACCCCGAACCAGAGGCCGUCCUACAUCUUCCCUGCAUACGCCGACGCGCGGCCGUGGCUGCACAUCCAAGGCGGCGGUGACCUCCAUUACCUGCAGAGCGGCACUGGCGCUGCCGGGGCCGGCGGCCUCGGCUUCCCGAGCCAGGACGUCAAUUACUCCUCCGAGGACCUGCUGGACUCCAAGCAGAGUCUCUUCGGCAAUAUCCCGCAGCUCAUCGAGAGCCCGCCGGCGACUGCCCUCCUAGGCUGCGGCGACGAUGCCGUCCUCCAGCAGCAGGGACAGGGACAGGCGGCGGCCGGCAUCGACUGGAACUUCCUGGACAGCUUGCUGUCCACGUCACAGCUCCACGUCACAGCGUCACAUCUGCACCUAGAGCAGUGA